Messenger RNA from Symbiodinium pilosum, 1455 nucleotides. Lineage: Eukaryota; Dinophyceae; Suessiales; Symbiodiniaceae. The record is from the annotation of a GenBank genome assembly.
GAGUCUGCGCUUCCUCCAACCUGGCGCAAGGUGUAUUCCGGCGAGAGCUUCAAACCUUCCUCGCUGCUACCUCCUCUUAAGUGGCUGCCACGUUAUGUUCGCGCCUUGGCGGGGAAUCCUACGCAGUCCGACCAGGAAGCCGUGGGCGAGCUGCCCUACUCGCUGAAGGGUGACCUCAUCGCUGGGCUCACGGUAGGCUUGAUGCUGGUCCCACAGUGCUUGGCAUUUGCAUUGCUGGCCGGUCUACCAGUCCGGGCUGGUCUCUACUCGUCCUUUGCUCCUUUGGUGCUCUAUGCGAUGUUAGGCACACUGCGCCAGCUGCAGGUCGGACCCACAGCCCUCAUCAGCUUGCUUACCGGUCAAGCACUGGAUUCGGUCGGCUUGCUUGGUCAGGGAGGAGCCGACGCAGAAGCAGCACGUAUGGCAGGAGCCGCUCAGCUAGCAAUGCUGGUGGGCUUGAUCAGCCUGCUCCUUGGAAUUCUACGUUUCGGUUUCGUGGUGGACUUCAUGUCCCACUCGGUAAUGAGCGCUUUCUGCACUGCCUCGGGCGUCAUUAUCGCGACUUCGCAGCUGAAGCAUGUCCUUGGGAUCUCCAUGAAGCGCCACAAGUACUGGUGGGAAACCGCAAGCGACCUGGUGAUCAAACUCCCUGAGUCGGAUGGGGCCACGAUCGCUCUUGGGUUCACCUUGCUGUUCUUUCUUACUUUCAUGAAGGCCUGGAAGCAAGCUGGCAAUGCAGAGAAGCGCGGCAAGCAUUGUGUCUGGCGGUUCUUUCCGAAGCGAAAGGAGUCCGUUCCCUUCAAGAUCAUGAAGCUGUGCGCAGAUCUGUCGUCGGUGCUUUGUGUGGUGAUCGGUUGGGUUUGGGGUCGCAUCUACGUUGCGGCCGGUGUCACGUCCGUCAGGCCAAUCGGCGACUCUGAAAGCGAAGGCUUCAUCUUUGUGCUUCCCACCUUCGACCAGUCCACAGUGGAUAUGAUCGUGCCAGCCGCAAUGAUUGCUAUCGUGGGAUUCUUAGAGACGAUCGCCGUCGGAGGCAAGAUGGCCAAUGAGAAGCGGUACAGCUACGAUGCGAACCAGGAGUUACUGGCACUGGGGGCCGCCAACAUUGGCGGAGCUUUCAUGGCGGCGUUCCCGAUUACUGGCGGCUUUUCCCGGACCGCUGUGAACGCAAUGUUUGGCGCGACCUCCCAGUUUGCAGGGGCCCUGACGUCGGUGAUCGUUGUGCUGGCGGUCUACCUCAUCAUGCCGGUAGUGGAGGUGUUGCCCCUGUCGGCCUUGGCACCUCUUAUCAUCCAUGGUGCCAUUGGCGUUACCGACUUCAAGACCUUCAUCUCUACCUUCAAGGCCAACAAGCUGGACUUUGCAAUCAUGUUUCUCACCUUCGCCGUCUCCCUGGGCAUCACCGUGAAGGAGGGUCUAGCAACGGGUGUGUGCUUGCGGCUGGGCUCUUCUUAG